Messenger RNA from Colletotrichum paranaense, 714 nucleotides. RefSeq lists its product as uncharacterized. The record is from RefSeq and is a predicted model, not a curated record. The transcript is spliced from 4 exons. Gene Ontology annotation, molecular function: oxidoreductase activity. The coding region runs from base 1 to 714 and encodes 237 amino acids. NCBI's taxonomy places the organism in Eukaryota, Fungi, Ascomycota, Sordariomycetes, Glomerellales, Glomerellaceae.
AUGCUCUUACCAACACUACCCUACUGGGACUUGAGUCUUGACAAUACUGCGGAAAGCUUCGUCAAGUCGCCAAUCUUCGACAACAUAUACGGUUUCGGGGGUAACGGGCCGUAUAUCGAGGAUAUCAGUGAUGACGAGGAGUUCCCAGUCAAGACCCCCGCGGAAAGUCCGGGAAGGAGUGGAGGAGGAUGCAUCCAGGAGGGUCCAGUUGCAAAUCUCACGGUUCCCAUAGGUCUUGGGUCCUCCGUUGAAUCGCACCCCAAUUGCCUGCGUCAAGAUUUCAGUCCCACCCUCGUUGCCAGUGCCCUGAGAGACGAAAUCAUUGACCGUGGGCUCUCUGCGCCGACCUAUGGCGAAUUCAACUCUCAUAUUCAGGGCUACAGUUUCGAGUUUGACGGCCUGACUCUCCACGCGGGCAUGCAUCUUGGCAUCGGCGGUGCUGUUGGCAAGGAAGCUAAUGGCCAGGACCAGAAUGCGGACAUGUACUCCUCCCCCGGCGAUCCACUCUUCUACUUCGUCCACGGUGCACUGGACAAGAUCUGGAACGACUGGCAGCGACGAGACUGGCCCGCGCGCAAAACCGCUAUCGGUGGCCCGGACACCAUGUUCGCGUACCCUUUCAACUUCUUCGGUGACGUGCCGUACGAGAACAACACGUUGCAGUACCUUCUCAAGUACCCCAAUUUUGGACAGGUAUCCCCAUUAGCGACGUGA